Molecule: messenger RNA, 3586 nt
Organism: Leptinotarsa decemlineata (Colorado potato beetle)
Lineage: Eukaryota; Metazoa; Arthropoda; Insecta; Coleoptera; Chrysomelidae
Product: E3 ubiquitin-protein ligase synoviolin A
Biological process (GO): ERAD pathway; proteasome-mediated ubiquitin-dependent protein catabolic process
Cellular component (GO): endomembrane system
Molecular function (GO): ubiquitin protein ligase activity
Source: RefSeq, a predicted model, not a curated record
ACUGACGUUUUAGAUUCGGGACACGAAUGUUUUGACGUUGCCCUAUAUAAUUGGUUGACGUAUUAUUAUGUUCAAGUAAAAUCAAAACAGUGAAGAGUGAAUAAAAAUCCAUUUCAUUUACGUCUAAAUGUGAAUAAUCAUGAGGUCCCUUAGUAUAUCAAUCAUAACUUUAGCUUUAACUUCAAUAGUUAUCGCCAAUGCAUACUAUCAAAAGAAACAAUUUUAUCCAUCUGUUGUAUACAUCACAAAAUCAAACCCUAGUAUGGCUGUAAUUUACAUCCAAGCUUUUAUCUGCGUGUGGAUAUGUGGGAAAAUCAUGAGGAGGAUUUUCUUCGGACAGCUAAGGACCACUGAAUUCGAGCAUUUGAUGGAGAGGUCUUGGUAUGCCAUAACAGAAACUUGCUUGGCAUUUACAGUUUUCCGAGAUGAUUUCAAUCCAAAAUUUGUUGCAUUGUUCACGUUAUUGUUAUUUCUAAAAUCAUUUCACUGGCUUGCAGAAGACAGGGUGGAUUAUAUGGAACGAAGCCCUGUUAUCAGCUUACUUUUCCAUGUCAGAGUACUAUCUCUGCUGCUUCUACUAGGCUCUCUCGACCUGCAUUUCAUCCAGCACGCCUACCUUUCGACUAUGUCCAAGGGGGCUUCGGUGCAGCUCGUUUUUGGCUUUGAGUACGCCAUCCUAAUCACGGUCGUCAUAAACAUAGCGAUAAAGUAUGCUCUUCACUCUGUGGACCUGAACAGCGAAACGCCUUGGGAUAACAAGGCCGUUUUUCUGCUGUACACGGAGCUGGUCAUGGGGUUCAUCAAAGUAAUUCUAUACAUCGCCUUCGUAGCGAUAAUGGUGAGGAUAUAUACUCUGCCGCUGUUUGCCUUCAGGCCGAUGUACUACACGAUCCGCAACUUCAAAAAGGCGUUCAGCGACGUUAUUUUGUCGAGGAGGGCGAUUCACAACAUGAACACUUUGUAUCCGGAUGCCACUAGUGAAGAACUCGAGGCUGCCGAUAACGUCUGCAUUAUUUGCCGCGAGGAAAUGACCACGGCGUCGAAGAAGCUACCCUGCAACCACAUUUUCCACACCGCUUGCCUCCGAUCGUGGUUCCAGAGGCAGCAGACCUGUCCGACUUGCCGGCUGAACAUUCUAAGGAAUCCUUUCAACAACAACACGGCUAAUCCCCAAAGGCAGCGACCGGUUCCACAGAACGUGCAGAAUGCCUUCGCGAAUCCCUUCUUCAUGGGGCAGAACCCCUUUCAGGUGUUCAACCAGCAGAACAUCGAAAACGUUCCGGUGCCCGAGCCGGCUAGGCCUCCGACCAGCUCUGCAGAUCCGAACGCAACCACUCAGCAGCCUCAAUCUAACGUUCCUCGGUUCAUGUUUCCGCCCUUCAGGUUCAUGCCGUUCUUACCUCCUCCCAUGCCGCCGCCAAAUUUUGCUACGCUGACGCCUGAAGAACUUCAGAGGAUGGAGGGGAACGAGAGGGAAAACGUCGAAGCUAGGAUUCAGUGUUUGAGGAAUAUACAGUUGCUCCUCGAUGCGGCAGUAGUAAUGAUGCAGCAGUACAGCACCACGGUGGCUCACUCAGCCCAGAUGCCCCCACCAACGACCUCGGCAACGCCCACUACCUCUCCCUCCAACAUAUUUCAGUCCAGCAACUCGACCAGCGUCCCUAAGGUGGCCAAAGUGGCCCCCACUACGAGCGCUGCGGCUAGUUCGUCGACUGAGAGCCCUGCAGAUAGCGGUUCGGAUAAGCCGAGCACUUCGAAAGCGGAGAUUCCACAGACGAGCGAAGUAGUCAGUCCCGAGGAGGAGAUACGGAGAAGGAGGCUUCAGAAAUUCGAACAGGCGACUGCUGCGCAAAAUCAGUAGAUUUUUACCACUUUUUUCGUUUUUAAUUACUGUGGACAGACUUGGAUUCAUACGUAGAACUGACCUUGAACUGUGGAUGUCGAUUCUAGGUUUGUCUUUGCGAAGGUAGGAUUCAAAAAGUGUGGAGCGAUUCAAACAUACUUUGUUUCGAUCGUAGCUUUGCCAAAUUUUGAGAAUAAAUAUGCUCGUUCCAGGGUCCAAAGUAGUUGGUAUUCUUUGGUUUCAUUUGUUCUCAAGACUGAUGUAUAAUUUGGAGUGAUGUGCAUUCUGAAUGAAUUUUGCAUUCCACAGUUUCAGAGGCAAUAACCUCUAGAGCUAUUCAAGGGAAAUUAAUGCAUGUUUGAUUAGCAAGUAAUAAAUAACAUUUGAGAAAUAUCAAUUAUCAAUUGUAAGUCGAACAUUCCAAUUUCCAAUAGACAUGUUCAUGCAGAAAAAUCCACAAAUAUCAAGCAAACAGUGACAAAAGUUGACUCGAUUAGCGAAACGCACGCUGAGAGACACUGCUUUGGGUCUGACGAGGGGAAAGUUUUUCAAAACAUUCAUUUCAUUUUGUAGGUUCGAAUUCUAGUUAUGAAAGGCUCGUAUGUUGUGCGAAUGAUCACCGAUUGGUCCAUUUUAGAACACAGACAGAAGGAAUGGAGGAUAAUAGUUUUCAAAUUUCAAAAUGUUGUUUUUUCUAUAUUUGGUGGAAUGGAAAUUCAUGAUGAUUGAUGACAUAAAAAAUGUGUGAAAUAUUUGGUCGAUUCACGAGUCUUUGUCUAAUUUGAUUGUCAUAUUCUGGAAAAUAUUUGAGUGGUGAGUUAAAAAUAUAUAAAGUCGAUAGAUUUCUUUCUUUUAUACUACUAUUUUACAACUAUUUUAUUGUGACUUUUUGAUUAGGAAUGCAAAAGCUAUCGUUUCAUCUGUGUGUUCCUUGGCAAUUGAUAAUUCAUAUCUUUACUCGUUACUUGCUAAAUGAAGGUGCAUAAACUCACCUUGACAUUUUUUUCUGGAGUAUUGAUUCGUAUUGUAGUGUAUUUUUUUGUAUGAUAGUAUUUAUUUUUAACGUUCCAUGUUCUCAAAACUGAAGAAAAACAACUUUAGGAUCAAAAAAUAAUCAAAAAUUUAAUUUACCCCGCUAUAUCAACAACUUUGCAUUCAUUUCCAAUAUCAACUGUCAAAUUUUAUUCAGUUUGUGAAAUGUUGAAUCAAAUCAAAAUCAUUGAUAUCGAGGAUUUCUAUAAAUAUAGUUGUUUUGUGCUAAUCGCAAGACGAGCACUUUUCCUAAUUACCAGAACUGCAAUACUUUUCCCGAUGAGCGUUUCACCAAACAAGUUGACGUCUUCAGGAGGUCUCGUCAUCUUCUGAAGACGCCAACUGGUGAUUGGAAAAAGUAUUUGUUUUGAAUUUAUUCUACGUCAGAGGUUGUAGUUUUUCCUUUUAUUUACUUAUUACGUACACCUUUAUAUUUUUCAACAGAUAUUUCAUCUUUGAAUCGAAAACUAUUCAAAUGAAAUAUCUGUCUGGACAUACUAUUUUAUUGAUUUGUUUGAAUGGUUCCACAUUUUUUGAACACUUUUCUCAUUGUUUAUUAUAAGAUUACUAUGGAUUCAUAUAUUCCUAUGCUUUUUUUGUGUUAAUUUUUUGUUAUUUGAUAAUUUAUUUUCUGUUGUUUAUGAAAUUAUAUACGUCACCUUCAUAAGACUAAGAUGCAAAAAUGUACCAAUAAAUUUAAGAGAAAGUGUU